Messenger RNA from Vitis riparia (riverbank grape), 1437 nucleotides. RefSeq names its product auxin-responsive protein IAA11. Gene Ontology annotation, biological process: regulation of DNA-templated transcription. The record is from RefSeq and is a predicted model, not a curated record. Gene Ontology annotation, molecular function: protein binding. The transcript has 5 exons. Gene Ontology annotation, cellular component: nucleus. Bases 102 to 1022 code for a protein of 306 amino acids. Lineage: Eukaryota; Viridiplantae; Streptophyta; Magnoliopsida; Vitales; Vitaceae.
UCUGCCUCUGCCUCCCUCCUUCCCUCCCUCGCUUCCUCCCUUAAAACUCCCUUAAACCCUUCUCUUUGAUCUUGUUCUUUCUUUUUCUGUGACUGAUUUCAAUGGAAGGUGGUAGUGGAGGAGGAGUGUGUACAAGUGGGUCGAUGUCCACUGUGUCCAAAGAGGACAACUUGAUGGUCUCCACUGAGGUUUCUUCAUACCCAGAUGAAGCAGAGCUUGAGUUGGGCCUUGGAUUGAGCCUUGGUGGUGGUGGUGGUGGUGGUGGUGUCAAGCCUCAAGAACAGGGGUGGGCUCAGUAUGGAAGGAUCUUGACUGCUAAGGACUUUCCUUCUACAGUUUCAUCUUCAUCUUCAUCAUCUUCUUCACUGAGCAGAGCUAAUAGAACAACAGUUGGUACCAAGAGAAGAGCUGAUUCCGUGGCAGCUUCCAAUAAUGGCAGCAGUCAGGUUGUGGGAUGGCCCCCUAUCAGAGCUUAUAGGAUGAACAGCUUAGCCAACCAGUCAAAAUCACCAGUCACUGAAGACUUGAAUUCAAUGGUUGAGAAAAGUAAAAGUACAAACACGAUGGUAGAGAACACUUAUAACGGAAGCAACAACACCAAUGGUUAUGCUAAGAAGAAAGGGCCCCUCAAUACUUCGUUCUUUGUGAAAGUGAAUAUGGAUGGAAUUCCAAUUGGAAGGAAGGUUGAUCUGAGUGCUCAUAGUUGCUACGAGACAUUAGCAAAAACAUUGGAGGAGAUGUUUCAGGGACCAACCACAACAGUCAAUGCAAUAGGGUCUAGCAAUGAGAAUUAUGAUGCAAUGACAGAAUCAACAAGACCCUCAAAAUUACUGGAUGGUUCAUCUGACUUUGUGCUCACCUAUGAAGACAAGGAGGGAGACUGGAUGCUGGUUGGAGAUGUUCCUUGGGGGAUGUUCCUGGGCUCUGCGAGGAGGCUCAGAAUCAUGAGGACAUCUGAUGCUAAUGGACUUGCUCCAAGGAUCCAAGAAAGAAAUGGGAGACAAAGAAGCAUGCGAAUCUAAAUCUUAUUUUUGUUGAUCAUCUUCUGGAAAAGGAAAACUACCCAUGGCUCGAAAAGUAAAAUAUAAGGAAAGAAACACAUAAUUAGUCAAGGCACUUUGCCAAGAAAUGAAUGCUGAUCGUCCACAGCCCGUCUGUAUGUUUUGGUUUCUGCAUUUACUUUUAUUCUUUUGCGUACUGUUGUAUUCACCCAUUGUUGGGUAAUUAUAGCCUUUAUUUUUGUUUCAUUGAAAGGCAUAAAAAUCUCAGUAUUCAGUGUCAUAUACACAGUGCAUACUUGAAUGGUGUGCUACUAUGCAAUGUGUAAAUAGAUGGGAGUGCUAAAUCACUGGUGUCUGGAGUUUGGCGCACCCAAAUAUGGAAAUCAUAUUUUCUUUUGUAAUGGAAAAGAAAGUUCGAGUGGUUUUUAUACCUUCA